AUGCGCGUCAUGACGGCUACCCGGAACACAUAGAGAUUGGAAGCCACGUUGACAAUGAAGUGGUGUUUUGUUUCAUUCCAAAACCGGUGAAAUAACGGUAACUGCACCGGUGUGUCUGUCCAGCGGCCAAAGGGGUUGAAAAUCGUACAGAAGGACAAGCCACUUCACCGGAAAGAUGAGUGUAGGAUUCAUCGGAGCCGGCCAGCUGGCUCACGCGCUGGUGAAAGGGUUCGCAUCUGCGGGUGUAAUAGCUACUCAGAGAAUCAUAGCCAGUUCUCCAGAUACUGAUCUGCCUACUGUUGCUGGCCUGAGGAAAAUGGGUGCUAUCCUCACCACCAGUAACAAGGAGGUGGUGAACAAGAGUGAUGUCCUGUUCCUGGCAGUCAAACCCCACAUCAUCCCCUUUGUGCUGGAUGAGAUUGGACCAGACAUAGAGGAUAGACACCUUAUAGUGUCCUGUGCUGCAGGAGUCACCAUCAGCUCUAUAGAGAAGAAGCUGCUUCAGUACCGUCCGUUCCCCAAGGUGAUGAGGUGUAUGACCAACACCCCCGUCGUGGUGAGAGAGGGAGCUACAGUCUACGCUACAGGAACACAUGCUGAGGUGGAGGAUGGUAAGUUGUUGGAACAGCUGAUGGCCAGUGUUGGGUUCUGUACAGAGGUGGAGGAGGACCUUAUCGAUGCCGUCACCGGCCUCAGUGGCAGCGGCCCCGCCUACGCGUUCACAGCUCUGGAUGCCCUAGCCGAUGGAGGGGUGAAGAUGGGUCUACCCAGGAGACUAGCGGUCAGACUGGGAGCUCAGGCACUACUGGGAGCAGCUAAGAUGUUGUUGGACUCUGAGCUGCACCCUGGCCAGCUGAAGGACAACGUGUGUUCCCCUGGGGGAGCCACCAUCCACGCCCUGCACGUGAUGGAGAGUGGCGGAUUCCGCAGUCUGCUCAUCAACGCCGUGGAGGCUUCUUGUAUCAGGACACGGGAGCUGCAGUUCCUAGCGGACCAGGAGCGCAUCUCCCCGGCAGCCAUUAAGAAGACCACCCUGGACAAGGUCCUGCAGCAGCCUGGGGUCAGCCAGGGGUCAGGGGUCAACGGCAAGCCAGGACUCAGCCUCAGGAGAAACCCCCCAGGACCUGUCAAGAAGAACAACUGAGAUGGAGACACACACACACACACACCACCUAUAACACCAGGACUCAGCGUCAGGAGAAACCCCCCCAGGAUCUGUCAAGAAGAACAGCGAUGGAUGGACACACACUCUCUCUCACAACAUUUGGAAAUGCAGCUUGCACAGACCCAUAGCGUUGUCUGACAGGGAGUCUGUGUACACACACGUGAACAGAAAUGCAUGUACAACAUGCCGCCUAUCUACCUUGUCUUCAGUCUGUCUGAGGAUGUGUGUCUCCGCGGUGAUAACGACCCAAUGGGCCAAAACAUCAGUGAAUAUUUCAGAUAGAAAUGCUAUGCAUAGAGCUGACAUGAGUCCUUAUUCUGCAUGACAGAGGAAUGCAUAGAAUCUGUUCUUUGCAAUUCAUUUCUUUCUGAGCGUUUUCUUUUUAAUGUUUCCCCUGCAGCCGAAGCAGGCAACAGAUGGCUUCAGUGAUGGCUUUUUUUGCCUGAUGACUCAAACUGAAUUCUUCCCACUGCUCUGUUCACUGCACAUGUUGAAGUUGUUUGUGGUGAUGUCAUAAUGAGGGAUGUUGUACAAAAAAUGAUCAGCGAUUGGAUCAUCUCGAACAAUCAGAGCAUCAAAGCCAAUGACGCAUCAUUUUUUUUUAAAUGCCUCUUUACUCACGUGUGCUUUGGUUCUGGCCCAACCCAUUGGUUUCUGGGACCAAUCGGAACCUUUGUUUGUUCAGGACAACCGUCAGGGGCGGGGUACUCAGAUCCAGACUCAUUGCGGAGAAUUAAUGCUAGUGGUCUAGCGUUUUCAUGGGAGCAAGGCGUUUGGGUACCUAGGCAAGCCAUUUCUAAGGCAGUGUCCCAAAUUGCACCCUAUUCUCCCCCUCCCCAAUAGGGGUCAAAGGUAGUGCACUAUAAAGGAAAUAGGCUGCCAUUUGGGAUUUACGCCAAGUGUACUAUACAGAGAGUUCCAAUGUAUUUAAUAUGAAGCCAGAUCACGCCAUGAAAACCCUUUUAUUUUGCUUGUUGUGAUUUGCUUGUCAUUAUUCUUGGCCUACAGUGUUAUUUUAUGGACUGACUGAACAACAAUUGUUUUGAGUUUUUGUUUUUUACAUAUUCUAUUGUCCGUAUGUUGCGGUCACCAUCAGGACAAAAAAUGAACACUAGCCACCAGACAAAUGAACAGUAGCCACCAGACAAGUGAACACUAGCCACCAGACAAAUGAACAGUAGCCACCAGACAAGUGAACACUAGCCACCAGACAAAUGAACAGUAGCCACCAGACAAGUGAACACUAGCCACCAGACAAAUGAACAGUAGCCACCAGACAAGUGAACACUAGCCACCAGACAAAUGAACAGUAGCCACCAGACAAGUGAACACUAGCCACCAGACAAGUGAACACUAGCCACCAGACAAGUGAACACUAGCCACCAGACAAGUGAACACUAGCCACCAGACAAGUGAACACUAGCCACCAGACAAGUGAACACUAGCCACCAGACAAAUGAACACUAGCCACUAGUAAUCUGCAUAGAUUACCAGAACUAAACCAGAUCUGGAGAUGUGUUCAACAUCUCAGUAACCACAGCAACGUGAUGUAACAAUCUGAUCAUCUGCAUAGAUUACCAGAACUAACCCAGACCUGGAGACAUGUUCAACAUCUCAGUAACCACAGCAACGUGAUGUAACAAUCUGAUCAUCUGCAGACAUAUUCAGUCUAUCUGUUAAGUGAGGAAGACUCAUCCUUCAGCGAAGAAGAUGCUACCAUGUUAUUAUGUCUCUCUGAAAGGGAAUGUGGUAUUUAACCUUCCAGUAUAUCUACUUUAUCUCUGUCGUCAGUGUAUGUUUUGAUACUGAUUAGGAAAAUGUGUAUGGUCAAUUACCAAAGGCUCUGUCCUACAUUGUAUAUUGAGUUAGCAUAUGUUAGUGAAAGGAGGCAAGUCGAGGAAGCUACUUACCAUAGAGUAUUGGGAUGCAGCCCAGCUCUAGCUGUUCAGUUGUUUCAACUCAGCAUCUGGAGACACAGAGGAAGUCACAGUACAGUAUGAUGAUGUCCUGCCCCCCCCCCCCCCCCCUUUGCCUUGACAAGUACAGUUCUACAGAUGUCAUGGCCCGUCAUCGUCACGUACUCAACGGGGGACAGACGGGGUACAGUUUCAACCCCAGUGCCCCCGCGGAUACAAAUAGACAUUUGUGAAGAGUGGCUGUGUACCAAAUGGCACCCUGUUCCCUACAUAGUCCUCUAAGGGUCCUGGUCCAGUGUUGUCUACUAUACAGGGAAUGUGGUGGCAUUUGGGAGUCAGGAUGCAGACAGUUUUUCCCUCACUGCCAUAGAUACGGAUUCUGAUUGGUUGGUGAGGGAGGAAACGAGCCGACCGGUUUUAGAACCCUGUCGGCAUUCUGAAGGAGGUGGGUGACAUCUCAGGUCCAGGAGAGGUUCAGGUCAGGGUGGAUGUGGCAUUCUAUACCCUAUACAGUGCAACACUUCUGACUAGGACCCAUAGGGCUGUGGUCAAAAGUAGUGCACUAGGAAAUGUGGGUGCCAAUGAGCAUGCACAGACUGGCUCUUGGGGUUACCCAACGUCAACAUCUACUUUUUGGUGGCACAUUGAUAUUUAAAUUGUUAUGGGGGUGACCCCCAGCCCUCCUGCAUUUCAAAUCAUGGUUCAUUUCCUGUCUUUUUUCUCUCCUUUUAUACUCUAAACUUUAAAGUCAAACUAAAAGAAAGUCAUCCAAGUUCAUUUUACUUCUACAAUAACUUUUAUAUUGCCUUCAACAAUAUUACAGGACACAGGCCAAUUGUUUGUUUGCCUCUGAAAUAUGACUGCAGAAGACCAUGUUGUGUGAGAGUUGUCCUCCACGGCGUGUCCAUUGUAAAGUCUGCAGUUUGAAUAGAAGACAUACUUUACGAGGCACCAGGUGUAGAAGGUAAUGACAAUAUGCAGGGAAACCGUGGAGACAAGCGUCAGUGGAGAUAAAUGUUCCCCAAUCACAGCGGAACAAUACUAACCGCUUGCAGCCUACAGGAUUAGCUAGAUUACGGUUAAAAGUGGCCUUUGAUUAAAGUGUGUGUGUGUGUAAAAAAUAAAUAAAGGCCUUGAUUAAAA
Molecule: messenger RNA, 4224 nt
Organism: Oncorhynchus kisutch (coho salmon)
Lineage: Eukaryota; Metazoa; Chordata; Actinopteri; Salmoniformes; Salmonidae
Product: pyrroline-5-carboxylate reductase 1, mitochondrial-like
Exons: 9
Coding region: 176-1144 (322 amino acids)
Biological process (GO): L-proline biosynthetic process
Molecular function (GO): pyrroline-5-carboxylate reductase activity
Source: RefSeq, a predicted model, not a curated record